Molecule: messenger RNA, 626 nt
Organism: Erpetoichthys calabaricus (reedfish)
Lineage: Eukaryota; Metazoa; Chordata; Cladistia; Polypteriformes; Polypteridae
Product: transmembrane protein 265-like
Exons: 3
Coding region: 282-617 (111 amino acids)
Cellular component (GO): membrane
Source: RefSeq, a predicted model, not a curated record
CCGUGCCCUCCGGCUUGGGACAGGCCGGACCGAGAAAAAAAAAAAAAAAAAAAAGCGCCGUGCCCUCUUUCUCCUUGAGGCGGCUCCAAGCAGGGAGAUAAGGAGGUGGGAGGGGAGGAUAAGGCGGCGGGGAGGAUGAAUAAGCCGCAACUCGGCGGGCGGCCCCCAGAAGUUCCCAGGACUUGUGGAGACAUCGCGGCGCGACCGGGGACGAGCGGAAUCGGAGAUCGGCCGUCGCCUGGCGAGGAGGGAGCGCAUACUCCUCCCUGCCUACGCUUUCAAUGGCACAUCCAAACAUGGGUGGACAUCGGGACAGCAAAGAGACGACACCCCUGAACGGGGACGAGGCCACUCCGUCCGUGUCAAGGUGCCACAAUGACUACCGCAAGCUGUCCAUCGUCAGCAUCAUCUGUGGCCUCUCCUGUGUGGGCAUCAUGGCCCUCAUCAACUCAGUCAAGGCUCAGGAGAAGCGGACGUCAGACCCUGAACUGGCCGAGCAGUGUGCGCUCAAGGCCCGCAAGUUCAGCAUACUGGCCAUCCUGCUGUGGGUGGCCAUUCUGGUGCUGGUCCCUACUCUGAUGACUCUGGUGUCCUACCUUUUAACUUUCAUCGACUGACCAGUCGCU